AAUCAGCAGCCCGUGAAAAUGCCUCAGCCCAAAGUCAAGCUGGUCGUGACCGGAGAUGAUUUUGGGUACUGCGAGAGAAGGAACCAUGGGAUCGUGGACUGUUUCAAGGACAGAGCGAUCUCCAACGUGUCCCUGCUGGUCAACGCCGCCUCGGCGGAGCACGCAGCUGAGCUGGCCAAGAGGCAUCACAUUCCUAUUGGACUCCAUGCUAACCUCUCAGAAGGUGCUCCAGUGUGUCAAGAGCUGAGGAGAUCCACACUCAUUAACAAAGAUGGUUUCUUUCAUGGCAAAAUGGGCUUCCGCGAAGUUUUACAGAGUGGACAGAUGAACAUGGCAGAGGUGGAGGCGGAGCUUAGGGCUCAAGUCAAGCGUUUUUGUGAGCUCACUGGUCACCUGCCCGGCCACAUGGAUGGCCACCAGCAUGUGCACGUGUUGCCAGAGGUGCGAGAAGUGUUUGCGCAGGUACUCUCAGACUUUGGGAUCUCUUACACACGCGUCCCAGUGGAGCCUGGUCUGCACUCGUGUCCUUUUUUACCACCUCAUCUCAGAGACUUCAACUUGCAAGUUGAGAAAGACGCCCUCCAGUCUGUGGAGGUCUUCCAUCGCCAUGGCAUCAGGUGGCCAGAUGUGUAUUUGGGCCUCACCACGAUGGGGCAGAACAUGUCCUUUGCAAACCUCAAAAGAGCCCUGGGCUUUGCUAUGGAGGCACGGAUGUCCAUUGCAGCACGGUGUGAUGACCUCGGUGCCUCUGACUUGUAUCGGCCAAUCACCGUGGAGCUGAUGGUGCACCCUGGGUAUCCGAGUCAUCCUCUGCAAGGUGGUUGUGGUGAAGGGCCAGAUGACUUCUCGCAGUCCUCCGAUCGUCUGCAUGAGCUUAACACACUGAGGGACCCAGUGCUGCUCAGCUACUAUAAGCAGCAAGGAAUCCUCCUCUGUGCCUUCAACGACUUUUAAAUACUUAAAGGCCACUUAACCAGGUCCUCAGGUGCUGCUGGUCUCAAGGGGUUUGCAAGAGACAUAGAAUAUAACACCUGACUUAACUAAUGAGCUUUUCUCCAGAUCCUCAAGGGAUAAAUCAGUUGCAUAGUCAGGUGGUGCAAGACAUGGUUAACGAAGGUAAAGGGGAUGUUUACAUCCUACUGUGUAGAAGUGCAAUGUUGUUUUUAUGCUUUGGAUACUUUAGUCUUGGAUCAGUGUCCAAAUUUUAAUACCAGACAUAGGAGAUAAGAUGCUUAGGAACAACAUCAAAUCGCAUAUUGUUCACUGUGACAGACGUCCUCAGUCAGGGGUCAUGAUUCCUGUAGGUUCCUUUAUUAUAAAAUGAAGGUGUUUUUCUCUAACAGCCUCAGUAGAAAACCAUAGAAAACACUCCUAAGAGUGUGUAUUUUUAUUAAAUAUUAAAGAUUAUUGGAAAAUGUUAUGAUAUUUUAACUAAAUCAGGCCAUUUCCAAAAGUUGUAACCGUCCGAUUUGUGAUUGUGUUGCAAAUGAAGAUGGCAGUGUCCAACUGAGCAUGUAGCAAUUACUCUGUAUUUUUUUUUAAUAUAUAUAUGUAUAUAUUUAGCACAUUUUUAUUACAUGUACUGUAUGAGAUGUAUUUAUGAUAUUUUUGGUGUAACAUUAUUUGAAUUAAAAUCACAACCCUUUUAUUCCA
Molecule: messenger RNA, 1653 nt
Organism: Pygocentrus nattereri (red-bellied piranha)
Lineage: Eukaryota; Metazoa; Chordata; Actinopteri; Characiformes; Serrasalmidae
Gene: ydjc
Product: YdjC chitooligosaccharide deacetylase homolog
Exons: 5
Coding region: 19-954 (311 amino acids)
Biological process (GO): carbohydrate metabolic process
Molecular function (GO): deacetylase activity
Source: RefSeq, a predicted model, not a curated record